Messenger RNA from Macroventuria anomochaeta, 1943 nucleotides. Its product is annotated as Metallo-dependent phosphatase. Gene Ontology annotation, molecular function: protein serine/threonine phosphatase activity. NCBI's taxonomy places the organism in Eukaryota, Fungi, Ascomycota, Dothideomycetes, Pleosporales, Didymellaceae. Gene Ontology annotation, biological process: peptidyl-serine dephosphorylation; double-strand break repair via homologous recombination. The transcript has 3 exons. The record is from RefSeq and is a predicted model, not a curated record. The coding region runs from base 350 to 1705 and encodes 451 amino acids. Gene Ontology annotation, cellular component: nucleus; cytoplasm.
UACUAUACAGUUCGCCUUUGUACUAUACAGUCCGCCUUGCACGUUGAUUUUGCUCUGGAGGCGCCUUAGAACUCGCAUCUCCCUUUGGAUUGAAGGCCAGCGUGACGAUUGCGAGCUCCGAAUCUUCUGCCAGCCCAGCGCGCAUCGCACGCGACGCCACCGACACCUCUCACGCCCGCCGCCGGACCCUUGAGAGAGCUGCAGGCACAGCAAAGGUCGCGUGCCUAGUGGCGAGUAGGAGCAGCAAGCAGGAAGCGCGAACAGGGAGCGCGCAGAGCAGAGCAACAGGAAAACGAGCCCAGACGCACACACACACACACACACACACACACACACACCCGCCGCCACCAUGAGCAUAGGCGGCAGCGACCUCGACAAGGCCAUCCAGCAGCUGCGCGCCUGUCGCCCCAUCCCGGAGAACCAGGUCCGCGAGCUGUGCUACAAGGCGCGCGAGCUGCUGAUCGAGGAGGGCAAUGUCGUCGGAGUGGAUGCGCCCGUGACAAUAUGCGGCGACAUCCACGGCCAGUUCCACGACCUCAUGGAGCUGUUCCGCGUCGGUGGUGAUGUGCCGGACACAAACUACCUGUUCAUGGGCGACUUCGUCGACCGCGGCUUCUACUCGCUCGAAUCCUUCCUCCUCCUCCUCUGCCUCAAAGUCCGCUACCCCGACCGCAUAACGCUGAUCCGCGGCAACCACGAGUCGCGGCAGAUCACCACCGUCUACGGUUUCUACGACGAGUGUCUGCGCAAAUACGGCAGCGCAAACGUCUGGCGCUACUGCUGCGAGGUCUUCGACUACCUCGCCCUCGGCGCCCUCGUCACCGGCGCAGCAACCUCGCUCCAACCCACCGACGGCCCCAUCGCCUCCAACAGCAACAUCGACUCCAUCCCCGACCUGGACCAGGACAUCGAGAUCGAGACGCUGAACGCGGCAGGCGAGAUCAUGUAUCGCUAUGCGAGAAACUCCGACUCCCAAUCUUCCGUGUCGGCGACCAGCGCAAACAUCGGCUCAUCCAGUCCCGUCGCUCCACCAACACCCACCAACGUCGGCGCUCCCGGCACAGGCGCCUCGUCCUCCGCCAAUGGCUCGAGCCGCAACGACACCGGCGCCAUCCUGUGCGUGCACGGCGGCCUCUCGCCCCUGAUCGACAGCAUCGAUAAAAUCCGGCUCCUCGACCGCAAGCAAGAAGUCCCCCACGAAGGCGCCAUGUGCGACCUUCUCUGGUCUGACCCGGACGAAAUCGACGGGUGGGGCCUGUCGCCGCGGGGUGCCGGCUUCCUGUUCGGCGCAGAUAUAGUAAAGUGCUUCAACCACAAGAACGAUCUUUCUUUGAUAGCGAGAGCGCAUCAGCUCGUUAUGGAAGGCUUCAAGGAAAUGUUCGAUUCCACCAUCGUCACCGUCUGGAGCGCGCCAAACUACUGCUACCGCUGCGGCAACGUGGCUGCGAUCCUCGAGCUGGGUGAGGACGGGAGCAACGCCGGGUUCCAGCGGCGCAGCAACGGCGACAGAGGGGGCGGCGGCGGCGGGUGGGUGUUGGGAUCUAACGAUGGCCCGAAUGCGAACGGCGAACGAAGACUCAGUUCCAUGCUUGGUGAGCAGAAGAACCGCGAUGGGCCAGGCAGGCGGUAUAGGGUGUUUGAGGCGGCGCCGCAGGAUUCGAGGGGCAUGCCGGCGAAGAAACCGGUGGCGGAUUACUUUCUGUAGAAUGAGGGCACCGAGGGGAAGAUUGUGGAUGGUGAGGAAGAGGUAUAUCACAGGAUGGAUGACCAGGUCAGACAGGCGGGACGUAUGAGGGAGGUGGCGACGGUGGAUUGGCCGUCGAGACCGGAGUACGACCAGAACGCAGUCAAGUAAAUUCUUUGAUGGUUGGCGAGCGGUCAGCGUUAGGCAUAGAGUUUUGUAGAUAUGGAUACCCAAAACAUGAGUUCAAUUGUAGGAGAUG